Messenger RNA from Lates calcarifer (barramundi perch), 4902 nucleotides. It is a transcript of the gene spryd3, whose product is annotated as SPRY domain containing 3. Gene Ontology annotation, molecular function: protein binding. The record is from RefSeq and is a predicted model, not a curated record. The coding region runs from base 141 to 1415 and encodes 424 amino acids. The transcript has 11 exons. NCBI's taxonomy places the organism in Eukaryota, Metazoa, Chordata, Actinopteri, Centropomidae.
UGAUUGGCUGUUGCGGUAACGAGGGUGUGAUGUCACUGGGAAGCGCCGAACUCUAGUUUGUAAAGUUUUAUGUAGCGCUAAUGGGCUGACGGCUGAUGGACAAAAGUGAGUUUCUGCCUCAUUAGCCGCCUCGAUAACAGAUGGAUGACAUCAAUGUACUACACCACAGAUGCCUCCUGAAUCUGAGGCGUCGAAUCAGAGACAUCGGGGAUGGGCGCCCUGCACAGGAACGAUACAUGAGGCUGCAGAAGGACGGAGACACUCUCAGUUACCAAGGGAACUCUGAAGAGGUGGGUUGCUAUGUGGCUGGCCAUCCUUUAUCAAAGGGAAAUUGUUACUUCGAGGUGACGAUAGUGGACACAGGGGUGAGGGGGACCAUUGCUGUGGGCCUGGUGCCUAAAUUCUACAGGCUGGACCACCAGCCUGGCUGGCUGCCAUACUCUGUAGCUUACCACGCUGACAACGGCAAGUUGUACAAUGGCAACCCUGUGGGGCAGCAGUUUGGGCCAAAAUGUGCUCGUGGCGACCGCAUCGGCUGUGGAAUCCAUUCAGAAAACAUCGAAGCAGGUUUUACAACGGUCUUUUUCACCAAAAACGGCAAAGAGGUGGGUUCAGUGGAGGUUCCUGUGUUGGCGGAGGGGCUGUUCCCCGCCGUAGGGAUGCACUCCAUGGGGGAGGAGGUGAAGGUUGACCUGCAGGCUGAGUGGUUCCUGGAGGAGGACGAUAGCAUGAUGAUGGUUGACAGCCAUGAAGAUGACUGGGGUCGGCUUCAUGACGUCAGAGUCAGCGGCACGCUCUUGGAGUAUGUUGGCAAAGGAAAGAGCAUCAUGGACGUUGGUUUGGCCCAGGCCCGUCAGCCACUCACCACCCGCUGCCACUAUUAUGAAGUGGAGAUCGUUGAUGCUGGGGAGAAGUGCUACAUCGCCCUGGGCCUGGCGAGAAGGGACUAUCCCAGGAACAGACACCCAGGAUGGAGCAGAGGCUCGGUCGCCUAUCAUGCAGAUGAUGGGAAGAUCUUUCAUGGCAGCGGGGUCGGAGACGCUUUUGGUCCUCGCUGCUUCAAAGGCGACAUCAUGGGCUGCGGCAUCAUGUUCCCACGAGACUACAUCCUGGAUGGAGAAGGUGACACGGACGACUGGGAACGGCUGGAGGUCCGUCCGGGUCACGCGGGCAGCGUCCAGAACGUUCUGUACCUCAACGAGGAGGAGGAGGAGGAGGAGGAGGAUGAAGAGGAAGACGGGGAAGAGGUAGACCCGGGACAGGAGGGAAGGAAGGUCACGGUGUUCUUCACAAGGAACGGGAAGCUGAUGGGCCGGAGGGAGAUGGCGGUUCCUCCCGGUGGCCUCUACCCCACCGUGGGGAUGCUGAGCAGCGGGGAGAAGGUGAAGGUGGAUUUACAUCCUCUCAGUGGAUGAGCUGAGGAGUCUGCACUCAAACUUGGAUGUGAUGCCCUGCAAAAAAAAACAAAAAACAAAAAACAGCUGGCUGCACUGUAGAGCUCACCCACAGUAGCCUAGCAUGCUGCUAACACUCGCCAGAACACACUCAGUUCAGCCGCACACGUGCACAUCGCCGCCGUCUUCCUCAACACUACCACGACUUUUAUUUAUAAGACUUCAUUUCACAAUCGUCACAGGGAAAAAAACACAACCGGGGCCCUCCUCCUUGGUUGUGAAGUAGCAGAGAGGGGAAGACCCUACGUGGUGGUGGGCUGUGUAGGGCUGCAGCGUGCAAAGUGCAGGAGUAGACGACUCCUGCAUAACCGUUAAUUCUAUGCAAUCUGUACCGCUGUCAUCCUCGUCAUCUAACCUCCCUCUGCAUGCAGUGUGUCUCUGAAACACUGAGCUGUUAAAUCCCGCUCAUGAGGUCUGGCACAUGUUUAUUUCAUUUGUCACGACCCCUAAGCAAAGUAGAGCGAGGCCAACAGUUGUGCCGAGUCAGAGCUUGUUGGCACUUUAUGUUUCAGGGAAUAGACCCUCUCUCUCUCUCUUUCUCUUUCCCAACCUCCCUCUCCCUGGGUGAGGCUGCCCUCCUGUGAGCGAUCAGGGACCUGCUGUUGCCCCACCUCGCUCACUGCUCUCCUGGAGCUGGCUGGAAGCUGGAAGCAGUGGAUCUGUUUCACUAUGCUCUGGAUCCGUUUAUUGCAGAGGGUUAUUAUUAUUACAAGUUGGGUAAUCACAGCCAAACAAAUCAGAUAUUUCUCCCCAAGAGUGGAUGAAUAGAUCUGUAGUUUCAUUGUUGGAGCCAGAGUAAAAUGAAUGUGUCAGGUAUAUUUUCUACAAGAAAUCUGCAAAAUAUACAUUUAAAUUUAUCAUCUACAUCAAAAAGUUCAGGGAAUGUGUUUUUGUUUAUGCACUUUGAGAACGUGAAAUUGAGGCUGGGGAGAUUUUUAAAGGAAGACAUGCAUACAGUGGGUGGAAACACCUUCCAGUAUAACACAAUCCAGUAACAUCACAACAACAACUACAGCCAUAAAAAUAACCUUUGUGACCAGUAAACACCUCUGAAAGUAAAACUUACCUUUGCAAACCUCACACAGAAGCAUCAGAUUCAGGGCUAUUGAAUUGGAUUGCAUCAUACUGUAACGUGUCAGGUUUAACUCACUCAUGUUUGCCCCUCCAUAUGGAGUUAAAUUUUCUUUUUUCCCUUCAUUUAAUCCAUAAACUAAGAAUGAUGUGAGAUUAAAAGAUGCUAAAGAGCCAAGAGACUGAAAAUAUCUGCUCCAAAUAAUUUUCAUGCUUUUCCAGUCAGAAGGUAACUUCCUUUCUGUGAUGCCAUAUGUGAUGUAGAAUUAACUGCUGGAUGUUUUAUUUGUUGUUUUGAAGAUGAAGACAAUUAUUUUUGGUUGCUGCAUGUGGUUUUACAACAAAAAGUGUGUGUGAGUGGCCAUUAAGCAAUUUGUGAUGUGUUUGUGUUUUGUCUGUGCAGCGUUCGACAGCAGCACCAGGGGCCUGUAUCACAAAGUGAGAUUAGUGGGGUUAUCCAGAUAUCUUUGGGUUUAACUCAGGUUUUCUGGAAUCACAUAGCUGGUUUCAGCUAUUUAACCGGGGUAGAUCAACACGGUCGCCUCAUGUUGAGUCAAACACGGCCAAUUAGAUCACUGAAUCAUUCCUUCUGAAUCUAAACAUAGUCAAAAGUGAUGAGUUGAUGCUAGAUACAAAUUGCAUUUUAGAGAUCAUUGUUUACAUGAUGAUUGUGUCAAUAAAUAGAAGAAACUUUUUUGCAAAAACAUAGGUUGAUUUGUUUGGUAAAUGAUUGAUAGGGACAAAAAUCUUUGGAAUUGGUGCAGUACUGACAAGAACAGUGCAUCUGGCUGUUCUCUGUGGUUGGGUAAAACCUGGUGCCUACAUUACCCACAAUGCAACUUGACCAUUGACUGUUCAUUCAGGUGUAAUCUCAGAUUAGGAGUGGGCUACAGAGAUAACCUAAUUUCUUUCAAACUGCAACCCUUGAGAUAUUUUUGUUCAUUUUCAAACUUUUACUGUUUUUCUUCUAAUUUUUACUGUUCGGUUCCUGUUUGAAAUCAGUAGUCUAUCUUGUUUCCUCUGUCCAUGACCAUUUCACCACCUUAACUACGUCUUUAUUAUUGUAACCAUGACAACAAAGGUCCUCCAAUCUUACAAAACAACGUAUUUUAAUCCAAAACACAAUCUUUUCCUAAACCUAACCAAGUAGUUUUUGUCCCCAAGCCUAACCAAGCCAGGACUGUUUCAUGAGCUUAACUGUGUGGUUAUUAUGAUAACCGUGGCAACGAAGUUCCGGAAUGCUGCUGCCGGUAGCCUCAGAGUGUCUAUUAUUGUAACCAUGGCGACGAAGUUCCGGAAUGCUGCUGCCAGUGCACUCAGAGUGUUAAUUACUGUAACCUUGACAACGCUAUUUCAUGUGAUGCUCUUGUGGGUCAUAUCAGAGGGUGGGGACAAACGUUCUGUGUGGUUGUUCAGGUUGGAGGACUCAUGUUAAUUCAUUUGAGUUCCCCUCUAACAACUCUGGAUCAGUAAAUAACGGUAAUCUAGGCUCAGUUAAACAGUUGGACCUAAGUUUAACUUUUCUUUGUGAUACAGGCCCCAGAACUAAAGCAAUCUGUGCAGGUGAAUGAGAAAUACUGUUGUGGUUUGUCAUAUUGUGUUAGUGGGAGCUGGUUUCCACACUUUUUUUCUUCUGUUAGAUUUAAGGGAAUGAUUUCAACAUUAUUAUUAUUAUAAUUAUUAUGUAUCAGCUAAAUCGGUUAACCAAAAUCUUCAUAGAAUUGGUUUCCUCUGCAUCCUCACAUCUGUAAUUGUCCCUGUAACUUCAGCGUACAUUCCUCUGUACCUUCCUAUAAGGUGCAUACCGCAGGUUUUGUAUUGUUUUUUUGGCAUGUAGAAGAACUACAUCAUGUAUACACUAGGAUACUGCUGACAGUAAUGCUAAAGAUAUAACAUGCUGUAAAAUUAUGACACAGGGUUUAACUGUUAAAUCACAUAUCUGCUGGAGAUUGUAUGUUUAUUUUUAGCUGUCGUCGUGCAUUUGUUUUAGAGCCGUGUAAAAUAUGUAAAUCAAGUGAAGUUUUUCUUCUCCUGCAGGGCUGGAUAGAGACUUACGUACAGGCUGUUGUAGCCUGAAUUGUUUAAGCUAGGCAGUGCAAAGAUAUUAAUGAGACACUGAUGUGGACAUUUCAGCCACGUCAAAGUUCAGGGUAUUAAAGUCACUUAUAUUUAAGUUUACUCAGAAUCUCAGUUUACAAAAAUAAAUUUACACCUUUCAACCAAAUUAGAGCUAAAUCUGGUUUCAAUUUUUGUAGCGUCUCCAAACGUACUCACCAAGAACUCCUGUAAUAAUAAUCCCUUGCCUUGUUCACUUGCACUGUAAUGACCUUGUUCAGUACAUGUAUGAUAUCAAUAAAGGUUUCAUUAAUGUAACAAA